AUGAACAACCUCCUCCAGCACCUAAAGGACGGCAUUUCCAGCAUCGACGACAUCAUCUCCCUCUAUGAGUCCGAGGAUAGUGAACAAAAUAACAACUUCUUCCUUUGCAAACGACAGAAAGCAAAACAACCAGCUGAGGUGCCUAAUGCAGAUUCGCAAUCGGAGUCAGAAAGCUCAGAUUCCGAACCCCCAAACAGCCGCAGACUGAGUACUAAUGAACCAAUGCAGCCCAGAGGCAGUCAAAAUGUGGAAACCCAAAACAGGAAUGCGCCACAACAACGACUAAGUGUAAACCCGCAGCAGGAUAAAGUCGCACAGUCAGAGGAAAAAAGUCCUCCAAGGCUCAAAGCCACUGGCUUUGGAGAUGAGGAAAUCACACCGCAACCACGGAAGCCGGCAAAGAAGCAGUGCCACUGUGGAAGGCAGUUGAGACGCAAAACGGUCUCCGAAAUCUGCCAGCUAACGGCCAUCAAUGCCCAACUGGGAGAAAAGUUCGCCCAGUUACGCACGGAGUACGUCAAACUGACGGCUGACUACUCGCGACUGCAGUAUCGCCAUGAUUUGCUUAAGGUUGCGGCGCUUAAAGGAAGACAGGUUAGUUGAAUAUGCUAUCUUUAAAAGUCGACGUUGGCUAUGCUGUUCAUGUCGAUUAAAACCUGUGCGAGUUUGGCGGUGUGGACCUAAGGUAGGCAAUUCCUGAAUGUUGGAAUAAAUGAGACAAACUUACGGACGGUACUGAAAGGAGGGAAUUCUCGAUAUAGGCCAAUUAUCAAUUAGGAGACCAGUGUAUGUCAUAAUUACCAUCGUGCCAAUUCCUCGAGACUGCCUUAGAUGUUAGAAAUUUCGGCUUGGUUUACAGCACGUCCGCUAGAGAGUACACGGCUGGUCGUGUUAGUCGCUAAUUACAAAAACAAAUUUAACAACUGUGCUUACACAGCAGAUGCUACCCAGCUAGCGUCAGUUGCUUAAUGCUUGUCCAUUUUCCUGGGCUUUGUAUAUGUACAAGUCAGCCAUUGCAACGAUGUUAUCGUAAGUUUUGCAAAACAUCGUCUUAAAGUGCAAAGCAGUCCUGGGUGUGGUCGAACUCCUUUCGACCUCUGCUGUUGCGAUCCGCAAUGCUUAAAUGUAAACCAGCUUGCCUGCUUUCAAUGGAGCCAUGGAAUAUAAUAUGCAUUUUGUUAUGUCCCUCAUAGAAUCGAGUAGCACCCAAAUUUCAAAACAGUUAUGAUAGUCAACAUUCCCAAAGAAACCGAUGACUAAUCUGAUCUUUUAAAACUCACAAAUAUGCAAAUAUAAAGUAACAUAGUUUGUAAGUAUGUCCCAAAAAUUUAAAAGAAAAUAUGUUAAGUCCAUAGAUGCGCAAAGUGCAAAAGUGCAAAAUUUCGUAUCUACUCUGUUCGUCAUCGAUCAAAAAAUCCGAUUGUAACAUUUGAUUCAUAAUCAGUGCUUUGACGAAAUGUAAACACAACAUACAGUAGGUGGGUCGACUCCCGAAAUGUCAACCGAAAUUCCGAAAUGCGUUUUCGUUCCGAAAAGAUUACUCAAACAAGCUUGUAAAACUAAUCAUCCUUUAGCAUAAGUCUAUACUAAUCCAAUUACAUCAGGAUGUCGGCUUUCGAAUAAAAUUCUUUGCGGUUGCAUCAAAGAGCCAUCCCCUGUAAAAAAAAUCACUACUUAACUAGCAUGCACGU
This is a messenger RNA of Spirometra erinaceieuropaei, 1691 nucleotides long. NCBI's taxonomy places the organism in Eukaryota, Metazoa, Platyhelminthes, Cestoda, Diphyllobothriidea, Diphyllobothriidae. The record is from the annotation of a GenBank genome assembly.